ACCUAGAUAUGAUCUUCCAUUUUCGCCCAACUAGAAACUCCACCAUCUGCUGUCCUAUAUUGGAGUUAGAUCAUAUUGCUAAUUAAGUGCUUGACGAAAUGACCUUAACCAAGUCCUCAAAACUCAUGUUCGUGGUGGUUUUCGCGGCGGUCGUUUUCCUCCUAUCUUCUCAGCUAGCUUUUGCUGCUCCUCAAGAUUUCAUUCCCAAUCCUCUGCUAGGACGAAAACUGCUUGAAUAUAAAGCAAAUCCAAUGCCUCCAACUCCUUAUCUCAGCAACAACCAUAGCUAGAAGAAAUGGAAGUCCCCAAUUGAAAUGGAGUACCCUAUCAGUUUAUCUAUAGUCUCUACUUAAUUAAGUUCUUUAAGUUUG
Molecule: messenger RNA, 371 nt
Organism: Rubroshorea leprosula
Lineage: Eukaryota; Viridiplantae; Streptophyta; Magnoliopsida; Malvales; Dipterocarpaceae
Source: the annotation of a GenBank genome assembly